This is a messenger RNA of Miscanthus lutarioriparius, 3507 nucleotides long. Lineage: Eukaryota; Viridiplantae; Streptophyta; Magnoliopsida; Poales; Poaceae. The record is from the annotation of a GenBank genome assembly.
AUGCUGUACACUAAAGGGCUGCUGGAGGCGGUCCAGGGGAGGGACUUCGCUGGGAACUCUGGCCUGAAGGGUCUGCUCGAGGACCUGAGCAACAAGGCCGACGGGGCUGAGGACGCUCUGGACGAGCUCCACUACUUCAUGAUCCAGGACAAGCUCGAUGGGACUCGAGAGGCCACUCCAGAGUUGGGAGAUGGCCUCAGCGGCAAAGCUCAGCAUGCCUGCCAUGCUGCUCGCCACACUUCUGGUAACUGGCUCUCAUGCUUCUCUUGUUGCCGUUCGCAAGAUGAGGAUGUUGCUGCUGCCGACGAUGUCCAUAACACCCAUAGCACAAGCAAUGCCAUUGCCAUGUCUGUUGACCACAGUGGCCAUGAUGGAAAGUUACCAUUUGACAGGGUGGCAAUGUCCAACAAAAUCAAGCAGCUCAUAGAGGAGCUGCACUCUAACUGUACUCCUGUCUCUGACUUGCUCAAGAUAGUGUCAGGCACUAACCCUCAGCAACACAUGCCUGCCUUCGCUAAAAGGCCUGACACAAGCUCUGAAAUCACACAGGAGAAGUUGUUUGGGAGGGAUGCCAUCUUUGAGAAAACUAUAGAGGAGAUUAUCAGUGUGACACAAAGUGAAAUGGUGACAAAAGAAUCUAAUCCAAUUGACCUCCGUGGUUUGGAUCCUGAUGAGUUUUGGAAAUUCUUCCAAAUAUGUGCAUUUGGGAGAAUUCAAGAUGAGCAUGGUGAUCAAGAGUUAAUUGAUAUUGCAAAACAAAUAGCAGAUAAGCUGAAAUGCUCCCCACUUGCAGCCAAAACAGUUGGUCAGUUAUUGAUUAAGAAACCCUUUCAGGAACAUUGGAUGAAAAUUCUUGACAACAAAGAGUGGCUAGAAGAAAACCAUGACAAUGAUAUUAUCCCUGCCUUGAAAAUUAGCUAUGACUACCUUCCCUUCCAUCUGAAAAAAUGGUUUUCGUGUUUUUCCCUUUUCCCUGACGAUUAUAAAUUUGGAAAGCUUGAGAUUAUUCGUUUUUGGGAUUCUAUAGGCAUCAUAGAUUACCUUAAGCAGAAUAAAAAAUUUGAGGACAUAGGAUCAGAUUAUCUGGAUGAACUAUUAGAUAAUGGUUUUCUUAUAAAAGGAGAUGAUAAUAAUUAUGUAAUGCAUGAUUUACUCCAUGAUCUUUCACGUAAAGUUUCAUUAGAAGAAUGUGCCUAUAUCAGUUGUUCUACUUUUGAGGCAAAUGAAAUCCCACAAUCUAUUCGUUACCUAUCCAUUUUCAUGCAUGAUGAUAUUCAUGUUAAAAGUUUCGAGGAAGAGAUGGGUAAAUUGAAGGAAAGGAUAGACAUUAAAAAUUUGCAAAGUUUGAUGAUUUUUGGAGAAUACAGUAGGUUACACCGGGUCAAUGUUUUAAGAGACACAUUUAAGGAAAUAAAAGGUCUCCGUGUUUUAUCUAUAUUCGUGAACUCCCAUAGUUCCUUGCCAAACAACUUUUCAAAGCUUAUCCAUCUUCGAUACUUAAAACUUAUGUCGCCUGUUUAUGCAGAAGUGUGUUUGCCUAGCACAGUGUUUAGGUUUUAUCACUUGAAAUUCCUAGAUCUUAACCAAUGGAAAAGUAGUUAUUCUUUGCCUAAAGACAUUAGCCGCCUUGAAAAUCUACGCCAUUUUGUUGCUACGAAACAAUUUCAUUCCAAUGUUCCUGAGGUGGGGAAAAUGAAAUUUUUACAAGAAUUGAAAUAUUUCUAUGUUAAGAACGCGAGCAUUGGAUUUGAGCUAGGAGAGUUGGGGAAACUAGAAGUGCUUGGAGGAGAGCUCAAGAUAUCUGGACCUGAAAAUGUGAGAACCAGCCAAGAAGCCGAAGAGGCCAAACUGAUGGAAAAGAGGAAUUCAGUGAAGUUGGGAUUAGUUUGGAAUAGGAACCAAGAGUCCACUGGAGAUGAUAUUCUUUUUUUAGAAAAGGCUGGAGAUGAUAUCCUAGAUAGUCUCAAGCCACACUCUAAUAUUAGAAGACUUCGCAUUGUAAAUCAUGGUGGCUCUGUUGGUCCUAGUUGGUUGUGCAGCAACAUCGUAUACAUGAGAAACUUGGAGACCCUACAUCUAGAGAGCGUAUCAUGGGCCAACCUUCCAUCUAUUGGGCAGAUGUAUCACCUAAGAAAGCUGAAGCUGAAAAACAUUCUUGGGAUAUCUCAGAUUGGACCUGAUUUCUUUGGUGGUUGGCCUAUUUCUUCUACAGAAGGCAACACUAAAUGGUUCCCUAGCCUUCGUGAUCUUCACAUUCUUAGAUGCCCGAAGUUGUGCCUUCCUCCCAUGCCUCACACUUCGAUGGUAUCCCGUAUUUAUACAAACUGCUUGUUUUAUUAUCGUACUAAGUUGGACAUUAGGAAGCCCUCUGAAUUGGUUUUCCACAAUCUUGGUGAUGUAGAAAGGUUGACAAUUCAGGAUGCAUCAUGCUUCUCAUUUAUGGAUCUUCAAAAGCUACAUUCCCUAAGACAUAUAAAGGUCAGUAGAUGUGAGGAAACCUUUUUGAGAGGACUGGAUGAUGGUGUUGUGCUCCACACAGUCCAAACUCUCGAACUCGAACACUUUUCACUUACCAGAAAAUCCUUGCCAAAUUUGUUCGAAUGUUUCCCAGCUCUUUCUAGUUUGGAUGUCAGCGCAUCAUUAGAUGAGGAUCAUGAGGAGGUGGUACUGCAGUUUCCACCCUCCAGCUCGCUGAGAAAUGUCCGCUUCCGUGGGUGUAAGAAUCUGAUCCUGCCUGUGGAUGAGGAGGGAGGAGUUGGGUUCUGUGGCAUCUCGUCACUCGAGUCCGUUGCCAUAAUAAAUUGUAACAAGCUAUUCUCUCGGUGGUCCAUGGGAGCAGUAGCAGCUCAGACUCAGAGCAUCAUCUACCCUCUCCCCCCUUCCCUCAAGGAACUCUGUCUUGUGGGGGAGCAAAGCACGCUGCCAAUGGCUCUGCUCGUGAAUCUCACAUCUCUUACCAGGCAUCGUUCACUUUGCAAAAAAAACCGCCUCUCCGCUACCCUCCAGAACUUAUGCUUCGGUGAGGAUUGGCGGACGGAGAAGUUCACGGAAGAGCAGGACGAGGCGCUUCGGCUCCUCACGUCUCUCCAAGGCCUAUGGUUCAACAACUGCAGGGCUCUGCGGUCCCUCCCCCAAGGGUUGCAUCGCCUUCCUUCUCUCCAGGAAUUAAGUAUCGGGGGGACUCAAAAAAUCAGAUCGCUGCCCAAGGAGGGCCUCCCCGAUUCACUGCGACUGCUAGUCAUACCUCCCUCACAUCUCUCCGAAGCCUAUCGUUCAAGACUACAGGACUCUACAGUUCUGAGGCGGAAAGCUGAAUCGCACCUUCUGCAUGCCUUUCACACACACACACACACAUGGAUCUGCAGGACUCUGCUUCAUCCUACGCUUACACAUCGUUCAAAAACCAUAAAUAAUGAGCCCAACACCGAUGCAUCCAGCAAAGAUAAUAAGGGAAUUCUCGACAAGGAUGACUUGGUGCCUAAGUUUGAGGACUCAAGAAAAGAAUGA